UUUAUGUUUUCUUUACGAUUCUAUUAUCAAAAGUAUUAAUAAAGUAUAAAAUGUUUAAUUAUAUAUUAAGCUUAAUAUUUAUUAUAAAUUUUAAACAUAUCCAAGCUGAAACUAAACUUCCAUUAGUUAUUAAUACUUGGGCUUUCGAGGAAGCCAAUGAGGCAGCCUGGGCUUCAGUACAAGAAGGUAAUACAGCAUUGGAUGCUUUAGUAAUAGGCUGCACAACCUGUGAGGAGCAGCAAUGUGAUGGUACCGUAGGCUAUGGUGGUUCACCCGAUGAAAAUGGUGAAACUACUUUGGAUGCCAUGAUAAUGGAUGGUUUAAAUAUGAAUAUUGGUGCAGUGGCUGGACUAAGACAAAUUAAAUCCGCCACUAAGGUAGCUAGAAUGGUUUUGGAACAUACCAAACAUACUUUGCUAGUCGGAGAUGCUGCUAGUAAUUUUGCCGAAAUGAUGGGUUUUCGUCGUGAGUCCUUGACCACCCCCAAGUCAAAACAAAUUUGGCAGGAAUGGCGCGACAAACAAUGUCAACCUAACUUUUGGUUAAAUGUUAUACCAGAUGCUACACAGCAAUGUGGUCCCUAUAAACCCCAUAACAGAUGGCAAACGCAAGACUUACAUGUGCGUUAUUCCUAUAAAGUAGAUCAAUGGCAUCACGAUACUAUAGGCAUGAUAGUAAUAGAUUCACAAGGUCAUAUCUAUGCCGGCACUUCAACAAAUGGCGCCAGUCAUAAAAUACCAGGACGUGUUGGAGAUUCGCCUAUACCUGGUGCCGGCGCCUAUGCGGAUAAUGAAGUGGGCGCUGCCGUUGCCACGGGAGAUGGUGAUGUUAUGAUGCGCUUUUUACCUUCACUAUUGGCAGUUGAAUUUUUGCGUAACGGUUUAACGCCUGAGGAAGCUGCCGUCAAAAGUAUGUCACGAAUUGUUAAAUAUUAUCCAAAUUUUAGUGGUGGUUUGGUGGUAACAGAUCGUUGGGGGAAUUAUUCAGCAGCUUGUGUGGGUCUUGAAAGGUUUCCCUAUUCAGUGGCUUAUGGUCAAACUAAUACUAAAGUGGAAUAUAAGAAGUGCCUACAACUGGAAAAAGUCAGAAGAAGUGAUUUGAAAUGAAGUGAUAUAAAAGUUUAGCUAGCAGAAAUUUGAUAAUA
Lucilia cuprina (Australian sheep blowfly) is the source of this 1144-nucleotide messenger RNA. RefSeq names its product putative N(4)-(beta-N-acetylglucosaminyl)-L-asparaginase GG24090. The record is from RefSeq and is a predicted model, not a curated record. The transcript has a single exon. Gene Ontology annotation, cellular component: lysosome. Gene Ontology annotation, biological process: protein deglycosylation. Bases 51 to 1106 code for a protein of 351 amino acids. Gene Ontology annotation, molecular function: N4-(beta-N-acetylglucosaminyl)-L-asparaginase activity. Lineage: Eukaryota; Metazoa; Arthropoda; Insecta; Diptera; Calliphoridae.